AUGGAGAAGGGCCAGGAGGGUCCUGGGGAGGACAGCACAUCAGGCACCCCUGAGGCAGCGCAUCAUGAAGGGAAUCACAGUCCGGGCCUACAAGAUGGCUUCCAUGCCCAGGAGGAUGAGGAGCCUGGCACUAAGGAAGGAGUCUCUGAGGAGCAAGGGCAGCCUGGGGAAGAGCAAAAGAAGGAGCCAAGACCAGUGUCUGCUCCCAAAGACGAAGAGGAAGGGGGCGAGCAGAGCUCUGAGGAAGAUGACGAGCAGGGGGAGUCUGAGGAAGAUGAACAUGGCGAGUCUGAGGAAGAUGGAGGUGAGGAAGAGUCUGAGGAGGAGGGAGAGUCUGAGGAGGAGGGAGAGUCUGACGAAGAUGGUGCCGGGCCAGUGGGGACAGAGAAUGGAAAUGAAGGGGACGACAGGGAAGUGGCCAGCGCUGCCAGCAAAAGGGCAGAAGACCCGCCGGCAGUUGUAGAAGACCCGCCGGCAGUUGUAGAAGACCCCCUUGCAGACAAGCCAUCGCUGGUGGAAAAGGAGAUCCUGCCUGACCUCAGCACCAACCCCGCUGCUGCCAAGCUCUGGCACGGCCAGAUAGAAGAGGUUGAAGAUGCCAGCGAGCCGACCAAGCGCGACCGGUCCCACUUGGAGAGCACCCUCAAGCUGAACGAGGACAAACCUGCCGAUGAUUUCUCAGGAGUACUGCAGCGGCUGAGGAAGAUCUACCACUCCUCCAUCAAGCCCCUGGAGCAGUCCUACAGAUACAAUGAGCUGAGGCAGCACGAGAUCACAGCUUAUCCCGGACGCACCCUGGGCUCCUCUGCCACAGAUGGGGAGAUCACUUCCAAACCAAUGGUGCUAUUCCUGGGACCAUGGAGCGUCGGCAAAUCCUCCAUGAUAAACUACCUCCUUGGGCUGGAUGACACUCCCUACCAGCUCUACACAGGGGCAGAACCCACCACCUCCGAAUUCACUGUCAUCAUGCACGGCCCCAAGCUGAAGACCAUCGAGGGCAUCGUGAUGGCUGCUGACAGCGCCCGCUCCUUCUCGCCCCUGGAGAAGUUUGGGCAGAACUUCCUGGAGAAGCUGAUAGGGAUCGAGGUGCCCCACAAACUGCUGGAGCGAGUCACCUUCGUGGACACACCGGGCAUCAUUGAAAACCGCAAGCAGCAAGAACGAGGUUACCCGUUCAAUGAUGUGUGCCAGUGGUUCAUUGACAGAGCUGACCUCAUCUUCGUUGUUUUUGAUCCUACGAAGCUGGACGUGGGCUUGGAGCUGGAGAUGCUGUUUCGCCAGCUGAAGGGCCGCGAGUCUCAGAUCCGAAUCAUUUUGAACAAAGCCGACAGCCUGGCUACCCAGGAGCUCAUGAGAGUCUAUGGUGCCUUAUUCUGGAGCCUGGCUCCUCUCAUCAACGUCACAGAGCCACCCAGGGUGUAUGUUAGCUCCUUCUGGCCCCAGGAGUACCAUCCAGAUACCCACAAAGACCUGUUCCUCAAAGAAGAGAUAUCGCUCCUAGAAGAUCUCAACCAGGUGAUUGAGAACAGGAUGGAAAAUAAGAUUGCCUUCAUACGCCAGCAUGCCAUCCGGGUGCGCAUCCACGCCCUUUUGGUCGAUCGCUAUCUACAGACCUACAAAGACAAAAUGACCUUCUUUAGCGAUGGAGAACUGGUGUUCAGGGACAUUGUGGAAGAUCCUGACAAGUUCUUUAUCUUUAAGUCCAUUCUGGCAAAGACCAAUGUCAGCAAAUUUGACCUCCCCAACCGCGAGGCUUACAAGGACUUCUUUGGCAUCAACCCCAUCACCAGUUUUAAGCUGCUGUCUCAGCAGUGUUCCUACAUGGGAGGGUGUUUCCUAGACAAGAUUGAGAAGGCCAUCACUCGCGAGCUUCCCGAUCUCUUGGGAAGCAUUGGCUUGGGGAAGAAGCCCAAUGUUCUCUCCUGCGACAUCACUGGCUGUGGCGAAACCCCAAAGAAUCGCUACAGGAAACCCUAAGGUGUUCUGUAAUAUAACCCUCCACGUGUUCCUAGUGGUGAAUGAGCUUAUGUCUUAUCUGUCCAAGAAGCCGUGGUUUGUUAACCCUUUGAGUGCCACACUGGCAAAGGCUACUGUGCAACGAAGACUUUGAGUCAUUGACAUCGAUGGCAGGGGAAGACGGGUGGGCAUAAGAAAGAGAAUAAAAACUGUGAAU
Molecule: messenger RNA, 2173 nt
Organism: Opisthocomus hoazin
Lineage: Eukaryota; Metazoa; Chordata; Aves; Opisthocomiformes; Opisthocomidae
Source: RefSeq, a predicted model, not a curated record